Messenger RNA from Salmo salar (Atlantic salmon), 2456 nucleotides. RefSeq names its product kinesin family-like (gene kifl). Lineage: Eukaryota; Metazoa; Chordata; Actinopteri; Salmoniformes; Salmonidae. Gene Ontology annotation, biological process: microtubule-based movement. The record is from RefSeq and is a predicted model, not a curated record. Gene Ontology annotation, molecular function: microtubule binding; ATP binding; microtubule motor activity.
UAAAUCCCACUUUAGAAUGUUUUUUUUUUUUUUUUUUACUCAACGGGAGGUGAAUACUUAUGAUACCCACUGUCAACUGCAUAUCUUUCAUUAGUUUGAUGCACUACAGCAGGGUUGGGGUCAAUUUGAAAAGAAGCCAGUCAAUUAAGGAAGUAAUCUGAAAUUCCAAUUCAAUAAAUUGAAAAAAAAAAUCCUUUUAUUCUCAGUAGCUAUGUUUCCAUUAACUUGUCCAGUGAUUUUUUUUUGUCGACAUUUAGACAGUUUGCAUAGAAAAUAUAUUUGACAAUUGCCUGCUGUGGUGCGUUUCCAUUUAACUAUCUUGUGUCAAUAAAAACAGCUGGAUGGACCUAGUUUAUAAUAGAAAUGACAUGGUUGAAGUGUUUCCAUUACCCAUUUAGGCAAAUUGCUCGUUAAAUAAUUGGCGACCGCCUGUAUGCCCUCCCACCUAUCUGUUUCAUGUCUCAGGUAGCCCGCAAAAGCCAGCAUGGAUAGAAUGCAAGAAUUGACUAAUAUAUGCCAUAUUCUAAUAAUUCUCAUGUGCCAACAUAUCUCCACGGUCUGUGCCAUGACGAAACUUGUAAUUGGAUGGUGAAACUUGCAUCCAGCCAACCUGAAAAGCAAGUCGAAGCAAUUCAGCCAUUCUUGAAAGUCAGGACGAGAAUCCUGCAAAGAAACAUUAUAGUUGGAAAAUAGAUUUAGCAGGCAGUUGGCAUUUAGAAUUAAAUCUAUAUUUGCCUUUUCCAUUACACGUCACAAAGAGUUUUGGGGUGACAUUGCUUUUGUCGCAUAAACCUGGAUUAAUGGAAACCUGCCUAUAGACUUCUUCAAUUCGACUUGACCCCAACCCUGCACUACAGUACCCAUACUGUGCUUUCCUCUCCACUCUCAGACUGUGACACAACUCCAGAGUUGGAUGAGAUUUUGGGGAAAGGCGAGGGAAUGAAAAGUGUUGGCCAGCAACUUUUAUUGCUGCAAGACCAGGUGAGAUGUCCAAACAGGGACCUGGAUGUGGUGUGACUAACUAGCCUAUAGCUAGCUAGCUAAGACAUGAAGUAGAACCUUCAAUGCUAAGGGACAACCAUGUGUGUAGAGGAUGUUUUCAGAGGGGUUCUCAUCCUCUCUACUCUUGGUGGUCUUACUGUUUGUAUUCUCAGUGUUACUGUCUCAUCUAUCCCCUGUUGGCAGCUGAAACAAGUGAGAGAGGAGAAUAGGAAGGUCGUAGAGAACUACACUUCAGAGAGGACCAUGAGAAAGAAGUACUACAACAUGGUGGAGGACAUGAAAGGUAAAAUUCGGGUGUUCUGUCGGAUACGGCCCAUGAGCCGCGCCGAGGCAGCUCAGGGAGGGGCCAUCGCCGUGGGGCGUCUGGACGAUUACUCUGUUACCGUGGAAACCUCAAGGGGGCCGAGAGAGUUCCAGUUCGACCGGGUAUUCAGUGGCGAGAGCUCCCAGGAAGAUGUGUUCCAAGACACCAACAGACUGAUCCAGUCAGCCAUCGACGGCUUCAACGUGUGUAUCUUUGCGUACGGUCAGACAGGCUCCGGAAAGACCUUCACCAUGGUGGGUGACAGAGACCAGAGAAGCCCAGGCAUCAUGCCUAGAGCGUUCAAUGCCGUAUUUGACAUCCUCCAGGAGAAUGCCACCAAGUUUGACUUCAAGGUCUCGGUCUAUAUGUUGGAACUGUACAAUGACCGGCUCCAGGACCUCUUUGUGAGCGGGGCCGAGGCCCAGAGCAGGCGGGUGGAGAUUAAAAGGAACAGAAAGGGGCUUGUGUUUGCCCAGGGAGCAGAGACAAAGGAGGCCUCCAGUGCCGGGGAGCUCUUUGCCAUGUUUCAGCAGGCUUGCGCCAACCGCCAUAACGCAGCCACCAAGAUGAACAUGGAGAGCUCUCGUUCCCACCUGAUCAUUGGGAUCAUGGUGGAGAGCAGGAAUCUGACCAAUGGGAGUGUGAGCUUUGGGAAGUUGAGUCUGGUGGAUCUGGCAGGGAGCGAGAGAGCAGCCAAGACUGGGGCAAAAGACGACCAGCUCAAGGAGGCUAACUCCAUUAACAAGUCUCUGAGUGCUCUGGGAGAUGUGAUCUCUGCCCUGUCCUCGGACCUGCCACAUAUCCCCUACAGGAACAGCAAGCUCACCCAGAUCAUGCAGGACUCGCUGGGCGGCAACGCCAAGACGCUCAUGGUCGUCAACGUCUCGCCUUCCGACUGCAACCUGGACGAGACGCUCACCUCCCUUAUUUAUGCCACUCGAGUGAAGACCAUAACCAACAAUGCACAAAGAAACCUGGAGAGUAAAGAGAUAGCCCAGCUCAAAGAGGUGAUCAUGAAGUUGAGGUCAGGACAGCCAGUGGAGGAUGAGGAGGUCUAAUUCCAGGCUGUGGGAAUUGGAUCUACAGUGCCUUCAGAAAGUAUUCAUACCCCAUGACUUAUUCCACAUUUUGUUGUGUUACAGCCUGAGUU